Molecule: messenger RNA, 2664 nt
Organism: Canariomyces notabilis
Lineage: Eukaryota; Fungi; Ascomycota; Sordariomycetes; Sordariales; Chaetomiaceae
Product: dipeptidyl-peptidase III
Exons: 12
Coding region: 359-2482 (707 amino acids)
Biological process (GO): proteolysis
Cellular component (GO): cytoplasm
Molecular function (GO): metalloexopeptidase activity; dipeptidyl-peptidase activity
Source: RefSeq, a predicted model, not a curated record
GGAAGUUAGGUGGCUCGGCGCCACCAGCAACCGAUUGAGGCGCCACAGAAAUGGAGCUCAAGAUUCCAGUUCAGGCAGUUGUGAGGGAAUCGGCUCCGAUCGGGCGGUACGAAUUACCCCAGCGUAGUAAGGCGUACUUACCUAGACAGGCCGGCGUUGGGGGCGUUUGUCGUGCGAUAUUCCGAUGUGUCUUUUCUCCGCCCUUGGAUCUCGCGGUCUAAGGCCCAGUCGUUGGAUUCCAAGCUCAAGUUCAAGCCUCAAGGCUGCAAUCUGGUAUUCCCAAUCUCCUGCGUCUCGUGCAUCUGUGUCAUUCCGACUUGUUGGGCACCCGAGGCAGCAACCGCAUCGUUCUCUCACCAUGAACGCACAGGAGCUCAGCCAAUAUCUGGCCGAUGCCCCGCCCUCAGUCGUGAGACUCGAGAUCGAGAAGCACUUCACUGCCCUGUCCGACAAGCAGAAGCGCUACGCCCACUUUAUUAGCAAAGCCUCGUUUGCUGGCACCAGGGUCGUGCUGCGACAAGUCUCGCCCGAAUCCGAGUCCAUCUAUGACUUCAUCAUCGCAUUGCACAAAAGUGCUGGCGGUGACUGGAAGGCGCUUGCGCAAAGGGCCGGCGUCGACGAGCAGGGCCUCACCUCGUUCCUCCAAUACGCAGCUCAGUUCCUAGGCAACAAUGGCAACUAUAAGAGCUUUGGCGAUUCCAAGUUCGUGCCUCGCUGCGAUGAGUCUGUCUUCGCUUCCCUCGCUUCAGUCUCUCCCGAGGCUGAGAAGCAUUACAAGGCCACCAAGGGCGCCAUCUUCUCAACUGACAACCCCGGCCUCCUCCAUCUCGGCUUCCCCGAUGAGGGCCACCUGACAACUUACUACCCCGACUCCCCCGAUAUUACCAAAGACGAGAUUGGUGUCGUCGCCAACUGGAUGCAGGAUAAGGGCCUCCUGCCGGAAAAUACCAGGUUGCGCAAGACUAAUGAAGGUGUCUUUGAGUUGUUGAUUGCUUCUGCCGCAAAGAGCGUUCCCAGCGAAGGGGGCGAUAUCGGGAAGGAAACCAAGUAUGUCGUUGGCGACGGCCCGCUGGCCGGGAAGACUAUCCAACUGGUCUACGGCGACUAUGCACAAGAGAUGGGUACUAUCGCCGGCUACAUCAAAAAAGCGGCCGAAAACGCAGAGAACGAGACACAGGAGAAGAUGCAUCUCGCAUAUGCCAAGUCGUUUGACGAGGGCUCGCUCCUGGCCUUCAAGGACAGCCAGCGGUUCUGGAUCCGCGACCAGGGCCCAAUGGUGGAAUGCAACAUUGGAUUUAUCGAGACGUACCGCGAUCCCGCCGGCGUUCGUGGGGAGUGGGAAGGGUUUGCUGCAGUUGUCAAUUUGGACCGAACCAAAGCCUUUGGGGAGCUUGUACGUGCUGCUCCGGAUCUAAUCCCCUUGCUGCCAUGGUCGAAGGAGUUCGAAAAGGAUAAAUUCCUAUCCCCCGAUUUCACCUCGCUAGAGGUUCUAACAUUUUGCGGUUCCGGAAUUCCCGCCGGCAUUAACAUCCCGAACUACGAUGACAUCCGGCAGCAGGAGGGUUUCAAAAACGUCAGCCUGGGUAACGUCUUGAGCGCGAAGGCCCCGGACGAGAAGAUCCCAUUUAUUGCUGAGGAGGAUCUCGCUUUGUAUCAAAAGUACCGUGACGCCGCCUUUGAAGUGCAGGUCGGCCUUCACGAGCUCACCGGCCAUGGAUGCGGCAAGCUCCUUCAGGAGACUUCACCUGGUGAAUUCAACUUUGACAUUUCUAACCCACCAAUCAGCCCUGUGACCGGGAAGCCCAUCACAACGUGGUACAAGCCUGGGCAAACAUGGGGCUCCGUGUUUGGCGGCCUUGCUGGCGCGUAUGAGGAAUGUCGAGCUGAGCUCGUGGCCAUGCAUCUGAGCUGUGAGUUCUCGGCUCUGAAGAUUUUUGGUUUCGGUGACGGCACGACCGAUAUCGACGGCGAGGCGGGCGACGUACUUUACGCCUCCUACCUGAGCAUGGCGAGGGCAGGAUUGACCUCGAUCGAGUUCUGGGAUCCAAAGAGCCAGAAGUGGGGACAGCCUCAUUGCCAGGCUCGCUUUGCUAUCCUCAAGUCGUUCCUCGAGGCCGGGGACGAUUUCUGCAAGCUUGAAUACAAGCAAGAGGACCUGUCCGACCUGACAAUUAGGCUUGAUCGGUCCAAGAUCUUGACGAGCGGCAGAAAAGCCGUCGGGGACUUCCUUCAGAAGCUCCACGUCUACAAGUCUACUGCCGACGUGGAGACGGGCUCGAAGUUCUUCACGGACAUGUCCACCGUUGGGAUGGACUACUGGGGCACCAAGGUGCGGAACGUGGUGCUCAAAAACAAGCAGCCGAGGAAGGUGUUUGUACAGGCAAAUACCUACUUGGACGAGGCUACCGGCCAGGUCACGCUCAAGCAGUACGAGCCUAGUCUUGAGGGCAUGAUUCAGAGCUGGGCCGAGAGGGAGUUGUGACUGCCCUUGCCACGACGGCAGCGGCUGCCGGUGACCUCUUCUCGCUAUCGGUCGGCACUCUGAGCUGUCACGCUGAAAAUGGGUGACCGCUCGUCAGGUGCAGGUGUUACAAGAGGACGAAUCGUACCUGCUGUUAGCGCAAUCAGCAAAGAUCUUGCAUGUGGAAAUACCCUGCCGACUAU